AUGGCUGAGUCGAUCAGCGAAGGCACGCUUGCUUCUCUUCUGAAGAAGAUCGGCGAUCGCGUGGAGGUGGAUGACGAGAUUGCGAGCAUUGAAACGGACAAAAUUGAUGUGGCAGUGAACACGCCCGAGGCGGGUGUGAUAGUGGAGAUGUGCGUUGGGGAGGGGGAUGUGGUGAGUGUCGAUCAAGUGGUUUGUAGGAUUGACACAGGUAUGGAUAUAGAGCAGAAGGGCACUGGAGAAGCAGAGAGUGGUGGCUCCAGGGAGGAUAAACGGGAUUUGGCGCCGGCGCAGAAGGCUGCGCCAGUUGAGGAGGUCGAGAGGAAAAAUCAGGCGUCACAGCAACCGGACAAAAGCACAGUCGGGGCCACACCGGCGGCACAACCGUCCACGGCUUCUUUGACGCCUCAGAUGUCUGCGCCGCCGACGUCGAAUCUGAAGGUUCCGGAUGUGCCUACAUUUGUUUCGUCGCCUUCCUCGCCCUCGCCUGCCUCGAACAGGCCCAAUAGAACUGAAACCAGGGUCAAAAUGACACGCAUUCGCUCCACCAUCGCCGCACGACUGAAGGAGUCGCAGAACCGCGCCGCGGCGCUAACAACCUUCAACGAGGUCGACAUGUCUGCUCUGAUCGCCCUUCGCCAGCGCCACCGCGCGUCUGUUCUUGAUGCACAUGGCGUCCGCUUGGGCUUUAUGGGUGCGUUUGCAAAAGCAAGUGCAUUGGCCCUGCGCGAGGUGCCGGCUGUGAAUGCAGCAAUUGAGGGUGAUGGAGUCGGGAGCACCGUGGUUUGGAGGGACUAUGUGGAUAUUAGUUUCGCGGUUAGCACGGAGAAAGGGCUCGUCACGCCGGCUCGCUUGGGGAAAAUCACGAUGCAGGAUUUGCAAGGCGGAAACUUUACCAUCAGCAACGGAGGCGUAUUUGGGAGUUUGAUGGGCACACCGAUUAUUAACUUGCCGCAGACAGCAGUGAUGGGGUUGCAUGGGAUUAAAGAGAGGCCGGUAGCUGUGGAAGGGAAAGUAGAGAUCAGGCCGAUGAUGUAUCUCGCCUUGACUUAUGACCAUAGUUUGGUGGAUGGGAAGGAAGCAACCACAUUUCUGGUCUUAGUCAAGAAGUACAUCGAGGAUCCCACGACGAUGUUACUUGAAUAA
Lasiodiplodia theobromae is the source of this 1143-nucleotide messenger RNA. Its product is annotated as Dihydrolipoyllysine-residue succinyltransferase component of 2-oxoglutarate dehydrogenase complex. The coding region runs from base 1 to 1143 and encodes 380 amino acids. The transcript is spliced from 4 exons. NCBI's taxonomy places the organism in Eukaryota, Fungi, Ascomycota, Dothideomycetes, Botryosphaeriales, Botryosphaeriaceae. Gene Ontology annotation, molecular function: acyltransferase activity. The record is from RefSeq and is a predicted model, not a curated record.